Molecule: messenger RNA, 1032 nt
Organism: Vigna angularis (adzuki bean)
Lineage: Eukaryota; Viridiplantae; Streptophyta; Magnoliopsida; Fabales; Fabaceae
Product: putative cysteine-rich receptor-like protein kinase 39
Exons: 5
Coding region: 1-1032 (343 amino acids)
Biological process (GO): protein phosphorylation
Molecular function (GO): protein kinase activity; ATP binding
Source: RefSeq, a predicted model, not a curated record
AUGAAGUCUUAUUUUACUUUCAAUGGGUAUCAUCAUGCCACCAAUGUUGAAAUACCAGCAGCACCAGCACCAGCACCAAAUGGGCCUGCUCUUCCUCCUCCUCUGAUAGAUACCUUGUUUACAGAAGGUAAGCUCUCCAAUGGUCAGGAUGUUGCAGUCAAAAGGUUGUCCAAUUACUCCCUCCAAGGAGAAAUUGAGUUUAAGAGUGAGGUGAUGUUAGUGGCCAAACUUCAACACCGAAAUUUAGUUAAGCUGAUAGGAUAUUGCUUGGAAAGAAGAGAAAGGCUAUUGGUGUAUGAAUUUGUUCCCAACAAAAGCCUCGAUUUCUUCAUAUUUGAUGAAGUUGGGCGGGCACAAUUGGAUUGGGAAAAGCGACACAAAAUCAUAACAGGCAUAGCUAGAGAUCUUCUUUAUCUUCACGAGGAUUCACGUUUGACGAUCAUUCACCGUAAUCUCAAAGCAAGUAUCAUUCGUUUAGAUGCCGAGAUGCAUCUAAAGAUAUCAAAUUUUGGCAUGGCAAGAUUAGAUUGUGGAGUUCAAUGUGAAAGGUCAGGGGAAAUGAUUGCUAUUGUUGGUGACUCAAUUAAUCAUGAAAGAGUUAUAGGAUCAACAUCAUUAGGAGCAAACCCAGAAGCUUCAAGCUUCUUCUCUAUCUGUGUUCUCGAACGGACAACUCAGCUUGGGGAAAAUCAUUUGUGGCUCGCACAAAGAAGGUGGUCUCAUGGUGACGAAGACGGUAGUACAGGCGCGACUUCAACGACAUUAUCAUCUUCCCUAGUGCCUCGUGAGGUGCAUGGUCGUUCUUGUUAUUUUCCUUUCAUUCAUGCUGGUUCGCCACGCAAGGAGGAAGGUUUCCUCUCCCUUCACAUUUCUUGGUUCCUCUUGCAAAGGGAGGGAGCUUCUACGUUUUGCGGUGACUUCACAGUAGAGGGGUCCAAUUCUCAUGUUUGGGUCAUGAUUUUGGGAUUGAGUUUUCUUAGCUUUGCCUCUACAAGUGGUGGCGAAAUAUUGGAGGUUCUUAUUUGGGAUUGA